This is a messenger RNA of Hemibagrus wyckioides, 1665 nucleotides long. It is a transcript of the gene rnf207a, whose product is annotated as ring finger protein 207a. Lineage: Eukaryota; Metazoa; Chordata; Actinopteri; Siluriformes; Bagridae. Gene Ontology annotation, cellular component: perinuclear region of cytoplasm. Gene Ontology annotation, biological process: regulation of cardiac muscle contraction; regulation of heart looping. Bases 348 to 1109 code for a protein of 253 amino acids. The record is from RefSeq and is a predicted model, not a curated record. The transcript is spliced from 7 exons. Gene Ontology annotation, molecular function: transmembrane transporter binding; Hsp70 protein binding.
CCGGCUGUUUUCAGCUCUUUCAGUCUGACCAUGGCAACACGCGAGCCUAGGGCACGUUCUGGUUCCUCUCACUAUUUUUAACAGAAUUACACAGAACUCUUCAGGAUUGAGCUCAGAGCAAAGGGCCGACAUACAGAGAGGGCGGGAUGUGAGGCCGGCUUGUCCUGCCACAUGUGACGAUAUCUUAAAUUGGUGGUGGGUCAGGCGGAGUGGCCAAGUCUUACAAAUGACACAGGUACGGGGCGUACCGCCUAGGAACUCUCAAGGAACUCAGCAUUUGUUUGUUUAGCCAGCUGAAAAGAGUGAUUAUCAGAUCUUCGUUAUUACGGCUACAGAUUUCUAAGUCCAUGUCAUCACUUUCUUUAAGUGCCAUGCCUCAGGUCCCUUUUCUGAGACGUAGAGCAACUUCACACCGCUACAUCAGUACCAAGGUCCUAUUGGCUGAGGGUGAGGAGACGCCCUUCACCAAGCACUGUCGCAACUAUGAGAACAAGUAUCAGAUUCUACAGACAGAGAUUCAAAAGCUGAAGGACCAGAUGCAGGAGCUGCACAGAGACCUGACCAAGCAUCACUCUCUCAUCAACACGGACUCCACAAAGGAGAUCCUGGAGAGAUCCGUGAACAUUGAUGAGCAGAUCGAAGCACAGUACUCUGCCAUGCAGACCUUGAGGACCAUGUUUGAGGAGGUCUGGGAAGAGACGUUUCAGAGAGUCACGAAUGAGCAAGAAAUCUACGAAGCACAGCUCCAUGAUCUUCUUCAGCUUAAGCAGGAAAACUCCUACCUGAUGACGAUUGCACGACAUAUUGGACCGUACAUAUUGUCUAUAGCAAAAGUCAAGGAGCGCCUUGAUCCCAGGUUCCAGGAGCCGAAAGAACCUGAAGACGACUGCACUGAGAUCAUGCUGAAGAUCUAUGAAGAUAAUACAGUGACCCAUGAAUCACAGCACAGUAAAGAUGAGAGCUCUUUCACAGCCUACAGUCGGGAUUCACACAGAAAUAAGAAAGCAGGAAUCUUACAGCGUGAGCCACCAAGGAACUCGGACCACCGCUGGCAAAGCAAACACAGAAAUAUUUCCGAGAAGCCGCUGCGCAAAGAGCUGCCAUUCUAACACCAUGCCUUCAACCACAACGUAAAGGACCGUCAUCAUAACCCCAUCUGGUCUGAAGUACAAAACAAAUGCAAUAAUAUUAACUAAAUAUUUAAAGUUUCUCCUGGAUAAUUUUUAGUAAAUAUGGAAACACUGCAAGAAAAUUACCGAAAGCUGUAGAGUGAAUUUUAUUCGCCAGUAAAGUAAUAUUAGUAUACAAUACUGGAAAUGUACUGGAGUAUAAUUCACAGAAAGCCGGACAAUUUAUAGUCCUUUAGCGUAUAAUCACUUUACUUACUGUAAUACAUUAGAACAACUGUUAAUUUCAUGUACAUUUUUACAGUACACUCCUUUAUACUGCAUGUUAAAUAUAUUUAACGACUGUGAAAGUUUCCUCCUGUUUCACUUGAGUUUUUGAGGUUAAAAAGGAAAGAAAUGAAACUUUCGACUGUAUUGUAAAAUUGUGCUUGGAAAAGUGUUUUAAAAAAUAAGUAUUCUGGUUUGUGUACUUUUGGUAUUAUGAUAUAAAGAAUGUUACAACAGGAAAAGUGUUUAUUAAAAUAAUGUAUAAGAAUUU